AUGGCUGCUCUCUCCAUCACUGUCAUCUGCAAACAUCUCAUUCCACUGAGGCUCCUGUCUACAUCCUCUGUCAUCAUGUCCAUCAUCAAAGCAAGAAGGGGUUCAGAGCCGAUCCUCGAUGCAUCUCGCAUCAUUGCUGUCUCACACAUCACAGUUGUCUCACAUCACUGCUGUCUUACAUCACUGCAGUCUCGCAUCACUGCUGUCUCACACAUCACAGUUGUCUCACAUCACUGCUGUCUCACAUCACUGCUGUCUCACACAUCACAGUUGUCUCACAUCACUGCUGUCUUACAUCACUGCUGUCUCAUACUUCACUGCAGUCUCGCAUCACUGCUGUCUCAAACAUCACAGCUGUCUCACAUCACUGCUGUCUCACACAUCACAGCUGUCUCACAUCACUGCUGUCUCACAUCACUGCUGUCUCACAUAUCACUGCUGUCUUACAUCACUGCUGUCUCACACAUCACAGCUGUCUCACAUCACUGCUGUCUCACAUCACUGCUGUCUUACAUCACUGCUGUCUCACACAUCACAGCUGUCUUACAUCACUGCUGUCUCACAUCACUGCUGUCUUACAUCACUGCUGUCUUACAUCACUGCUGUCUCACACAUCACAGCUGUCUCACAUCACUGCUGUCUCACAUAUCACUGCUGUCUCACAUCACUGCUGUCUCACAUCACUGCUGUCUUACAUCACUGCUGUCUCACACAUCACAGCUGUCUCACAUCACUGCUGUCUUACAUCACUGCUGUCUCACACAUCACAGCUGUCUCACAUCACUGCUGUCUCACAUAUCACUGCUGUCUCACAUCACUGCUGUCUUACAUCACUGCUGUCUCACUUCACUGCUGUCUCACACAUCACAGCUGUCUCACAUCACUGCUGUCUCACACAUCACAGCUGUCUCACAUCACUGCUGUCUCACAUAUCACUGCUGUCUCACAUCACUGCUGUCUCACAUCACUGCUGUCUUACAUCACUGCUGUCUCACUUCACUGCUGUCUCACACUUCACUGCAGUCUCGCAUCAGUGCUGUCUUACAUCACUGCUGUCUCACUUCACUGCUGUCUCACAUCACUGAUGUCUCACAUAUCACUGUUGUCUCACAUCACUCCUGUCUCACACCUCACUGCUGUCUCACAUAUCACUUCUGUCUCACCUCACUCCUGUCUCACACCUCACUGCUGUCUCACACAUCACUGCUGUCUCACAUAUCACUGCUGUCUCACAUCAUUGCUGUCUCACACAUCACUGCUGUCUCACAUCACUGCUGUCUCAUACCUCAUUGCUGUCUCAUCACUGCUGUCUUAUACCUCACUGCUGUCUCACCUCACUGCUGUCUCACACCAAUUCUGUCUCACACAUCACUGCUGUCUCAUACAUCAGAUGUCUCACAUAUCACUACUGUCUCACAUCACUGCUGUCUUACAACUCACUGCUGUCUCACCUCACUGCUGUCUCACACAUCACUGCUGUCUCACACAUCACCGCUGUCUCAUACAUCACUGCUGUCUCACACAUCACUGCUGUCUCACAUAUAAUUGCUGUUUCACACAUCACUGCUGCCUCACACAUCAUUAAUGUCUCACAUCACUGCUGUCUCACACCUCACUGCUGUCCCACCCAUCAUUGCUGUCUCACAUAUCACUGCUGUCUCACACAUCAUUGCUGUCUCACAUCACUGCUGUCUCAUACUUCACUGCUGUCUCACAUCACUGCUUUCUCACACAUCACUCUGUCUCACACCUCACUGCUUUCUCACACCUCAUUGCUGUCUCACAUCACUGCUGUCUCACAUAUCACUGCUGUCUCACACAUCAUUGCUGUCUCAUACUUCACUGCUGUCUCACAUCACUGCUUUCUCACACAUCACUCUGUCUCACACCUCACUGCUUUCUCACACAUCACUGCUGUGUCACAUAUCACUGCUGUCUCACACCUCACUGCUGCCUCACAGCUCUAAUAAACUAGUUAACUAAUUUUUUAUGCAAAUCUAAGUUAGCAUAAAGUGGGUGGAGUAUGCCAAAAUAAAAGUGGACUGGAGAGAUCCCCUAUAUAACAUCUCAGAGUUGCUUUGAUGGUCAGAUUUGAAUUUAAUUAUAAAUCUUUAUUUCUGACUUUACUAUAAAGUUACUAAAGUUAGGUUAAAGUCCUCCACCUCAUUUAUAUAUUCAUGAGAGGAUAACUCAGGCUUCAUGCUGAGAUAUAAAAUAGCAACAUGUAGCUGUGAAAUCAUGUUUAAUGCAUUACUUUACAGUUGACACCAGGGACCGCUGAAUGUUUCCAGUUAAGUAGGACAGAAGGUGCCUUGCCAAGAUGCCCAAUUUAUAUCACAAGCCAUUGUUUUGCCAAAGUGGUUUGGCAUCAUGACAUUUUGAGUGUCAUGACACAACACGGCUUUUCCUCAAGUCAUUAGCACUUUUUGGGAAAUGGGUUUCCUAAAAUGAUUAUCUGUUUUUUCAGUCUUAUAAUGGAAAAAACACAAUCCUGCAGCUAAAGGAGGAGCAUGGGAUUUCAUACCAGCGCUGUUUUCCUGCCUGUCAGCUGAUCGACUGGCUCCUUCAAAAUGGAGAGGUUGAAAGCCGGAGUCAGGGAGUGGAGCUGUGCAGCACAUUGCAGGAGCAUGGCAUCAUUCAACACGAUAUGACAGUUUGUGUGCAAGGUGAACGGACGGUGUGUCCUUACCUGGACGACAGUAACCAGACUGGUGAUGGCAGGACCUCGUGUUGUUGUACUGGAAGUUAUGGAACAACUGGAAUUCAAACAACUGAAUCAAAGGAACUGAAAAAUUGUUGUCAACAUCAUAAGUUGCAACAACUGGGAAUCAUUUAUCUAAAAUUGUAUCCAGGAG
Molecule: messenger RNA, 2855 nt
Organism: Nothobranchius furzeri (turquoise killifish)
Lineage: Eukaryota; Metazoa; Chordata; Actinopteri; Cyprinodontiformes; Nothobranchiidae
Source: RefSeq, a predicted model, not a curated record